GUUUCUGACCCCUCGACGCAGGAACAACAGAAGAUUCCUCUAUCUGAGGAUGACCCUCUUUCUUCAUUGCAUCUACUUGCUGACAUCCUUGAUGAUAAGCCUUUGGAGGUUCAGUAUGAUGCUAAUGUAUUUGGGCAUGGCUCUGAGGUCCCAAUAUACCUUAAUAGCCAAGAUGUCCGUGAGCUUGCGUCGGGAACACAAGAGUUGAAUAUUUCAAUUAUUCAACUAUGGACGAUGUAUAUGUCUGGGGUCACUAAUAAGUUGGGGCGUUCUGAUGAUUAUGGAUUCAUUGAUCCCCAAGACAUUCAUGAAUCAAAUGAUUUUGAUCAUAUCAACACGAGAAUGAUAAGCAGUUUUCGAAGGGGCAAGAAAAUAUACUUUUUGCCUUAUAUAUCCGGGCGCCAUUGGCAACUUCUUGUUAUGUCUGUGCAAGACAACUAUGCUUUGUGGUUCUGCUCAUUGCACAGGCCUCCUCCCACACAACUCAGACAAGCAAUUGAUUGUUCUAUUCCAGCAAGUAUGAUGAUGGACGGGAGAUCAAUUGUUAAGAGUAGAAAGAUUGCUUGGAUUUCUCUCAAGUGUAACAGACAAAAUGGGUCAUAUGAGUGUGGAUACUAUGUAAUGUAUUGGAUGACCCAUAUUGUUCGUUCUCACAUCACAAGAAGCUGGGAAACGAGAUUCAAGACUACUACACCAGUUCCUGAGAAGUCACUACUAUUCAUUAGGAACGCUGCUGCGAAGUAUAUAGUUAGAUUAUACAAUAGCUCUUAGAUUUAGAUUUAAACAAUGCAUUUGAUUAGAUAGAAUUUUCUU
Molecule: messenger RNA, 813 nt
Organism: Vigna angularis (adzuki bean)
Lineage: Eukaryota; Viridiplantae; Streptophyta; Magnoliopsida; Fabales; Fabaceae
Exons: 7
Coding region: 235-771 (178 amino acids)
Biological process (GO): proteolysis
Molecular function (GO): cysteine-type peptidase activity
Source: RefSeq, a predicted model, not a curated record